Molecule: messenger RNA, 1688 nt
Organism: Cadophora gregata
Lineage: Eukaryota; Fungi; Ascomycota; Leotiomycetes; Helotiales; Ploettnerulaceae
Exons: 3
Coding region: 47-1393 (448 amino acids)
Cellular component (GO): membrane
Molecular function (GO): glycosyltransferase activity
Source: RefSeq, a predicted model, not a curated record
AUCUGGCCCGCUCCUCGGCUUUUUUUUCAGCUGUGAUGUGAGCAUCAUGAUUCCACGAAGCAUUUCUCGCAGGCCAUUGAGGGCCGUUGCUUUCGCUGCCAUUGUGUUUCUCCUGGUGUAUUCAUUAAAUGGAGUUUCUUUAUCUGACUUUGGCGGACGCGGGUAUCAUAAAUGGAGUUGGCAGUCAUCUUAUGGUGUUUCCCCUUUCAACGAGACGAGUAAGUCUGCGCGUGCAGCAGUUGCCCGCGAUGUGCAAAUCAUCGUCAAAACUGGCGGCUCGGAACCCCUUGGUCGUCUUACAACGCAAUUAGCGACAAUGCUUACCGAAGUUCCAAUGCAAAAUCUCCUUCUCUUAUCUGAUCUCGAAGAGGAUGUUGGGUUUUACCAUGUCCACGAUGUGUUGAAGGAUAUCCCAGCCGAGGAACGGGCAUCAUAUCCCGCAUUUAAUUUAUACGACCAGCAGCAGGCGCUCAAGGCAGAAGGGAAGGAUACAAGAACAUUGAAUGGAUGGGAGUUGGAUAGAUACAAGAACCUCCCGAUUAAGCGCAAGCUAUGGAAUGCUCAACAGUACAUGAAGAAGGAAGAUCGAAAGAAAUGGUUUCUGUUCAUUGAUACGGACACUUGGGUGGAGUGGGAUAAUCUGUUCGAGCUUUUGGGACAUCUGGAUUAUAGGGAGAAACUGUACAUGGGGAGCCCAGUCUGGAGAAAACCACUCAUAGAGUUCGCGCACGGAGGUAGUGCGUACGUUCUUUCAUACGGCGCAUUGGAGGCACUGAACAAGCCCGACGCGCAUACUCUUGGCACACCAUUAUACAGUCAAUAUGGCGUAAACGUGACCGAUAUAUGCUGUGGCGAUCUGGCAGUGGCUCUGGCUUUGAAUGACAGGGGGAUUGGCAUGAAAGGGUACUGGCCAAUGUUUAAUGGAGAAAUCGCAGCAACAAGCCCAUACGGAGACGACCACUGGUGUGAACCUGUUAUCUCGUUUCAUCACAUUGGAGAGUCUGAAUUGGAUGAUUUUUGGCGUUGGCACAAGGAUUGGAAGAACAAAACGCAGGGAUUGCAACCACUUUUGUACAAGGAUGUGUAUGAAUAUGUCAAGGACGGUUUUAUGGACAAGCAUGAAGACUGGAACAACAUUGAGGAAGUUACCAGACGUCUCGAUGCCGCGACUUUCGACGACUGUAAGGAUGCCUGCGAGGUCGACAGAUUUUGUUAUCAAUAUACCCACCAUGGUGACAAGUGCGACAUAGCGCAUUACUUCCGAGUGGGUCGAGUCAGGCCUGCGGAAUUCGGGAAAGAGAAAUUCGUUGCUGGUUGGCAUCUGGGUCGGAUCCAAAACUUCAUUGCGAACAAGAAGUGCAAGACAGCGCAUUGGGUCAAGUCUAAUCCUUGAUUUACUUGAGUGGAGUUCGGUCCUGGGUACAGGAAAAUGGGUUGGAUGUACAACAUUGGUAUUUAGAGCCUGGAGGACAUACAUAUUGCUGAGUUAGCGGGCAUCUGGAUAUUCGGGACGGAUUUGAAGAAAUAAGGGGUGGGGGGCUGGAUGGUCGAGAUGUAGACGGACGGAGAAAUGUUGUCAUAUUUUACUGGUUUCUUGAUCUUUGCCAUUUAUAUAAUGCGUUGUUCCAUGGUAAUGUGUAUGAAUUGGUGGACCUGGGAAGUUUGGAUUGCCUGGUUGGUCGGCGGGG